Molecule: messenger RNA, 137 nt
Organism: Racocetra fulgida
Lineage: Eukaryota; Fungi; Glomeromycota; Glomeromycetes; Diversisporales; Gigasporaceae
Source: the annotation of a GenBank genome assembly
CUACCACCACUAAGCAAGAAACAACCACUAAGCAAGAAACAACCACUAAGCAAGAAACAACCACUAAGCAAGAAACAACCACUAAGCAAGAAACAACCGCCGUAGCUACCACCACUGAACAAAAAGCUACUGCUUGA